AUGCUCGCAAACAACCUUUCUUCCGAUGAUCCAACGUUGGAAAGGACUUAUCGUGGUCAUCAUGGAACGAUCACGGGACUUAGCUUCUGUCCCAGUAUGAAGAGAAUGGCAUCGGUAGCCAUGGAUUCAACAUUGUAUAUCUGGAAUUUCAAACCAAAUCUGAGAUCAUACAAAUAUCAGCAACAUGAAAAGGGUGGCGUUAUGUGCGUUGAAUUUUCCCCACUCACUGGAAAGUUGGUGGCUACAGGAGGAAGAGAUAAAACAAUUAGACUUUGGCAACCAACUAUUGAAGGCAAAUCCACUGUCAUUAGGGGCCACACAAAUACCGUUCGAAGUGUACACUUCUCAAUGGACGGAAAGCGGCUCCUGUCGUCAUCUGAUGAUAAAACUAUCAAGACUGUGAAAGUGUGGGAUGUUCGUUUGGCGAAAAAGCUUUUGCAACAUUUUACGGGUCAUGAAGACACAGUUAACCAAGUGAGCUACCAUCCAAGCGGUGAUUACAUUAUCAGUUGUAGCACAGAUCAAACCAUGAAAAUAUGGGACACUCGCGAAGGAAGGUUGUUUUAUACAAUAAGUGGACAUGUCAGCCCAACAACUGCUGUCACAUUUUCUCCUCUAGGUGAUUAUUUCGCAAGUGGAGGUGCAGAUAAUUUGUGUAUGGUUUGGAAAACUAAUUUUGACAAAUCUCUACCAAAUUACCUGUUCGAAAAUAACCUGUCUCCACCAUUUUCCAAUGUAAAUACCUACGCAGGAAUUGAAGAAGAUCAGAUGGCAGAACGAUUGUUUAUGGGAACUACUGGUCAUUCAGAAAGACCAAGCUCGGCUCCUGCACAACAACGGUCUGUUCCAAUAUCAAGCAGCAAACCAUCAAGUUCAACAACAGGCAAUCCUCAACCACCAGGAGCCACUUUCUCAAAAUUGCAAACAUUUAACUCUGCAAGUUCGUCCGUUCCUCUUCAACAACCACCUCAGAUUGCCCACAGACAACAACCUCAAAUACCAAGUGCCUCAAAUUUCCAGAGUGUUUACUUUCCGCCACCAAUUCAAACUGACAAUAUUCCGCCCUCACUUGCUAAUACUUUAGAACAUAUUUUAAGGCAACUGGAUAUUAUUACACAAACAGUGAAAGUGAUGGAGGAUCGACUUACUUUGACAGAACAUAAGCUCUGCAAAAUGGAAAUCAAUCAAAAGAAGAUAAUUCAAAUGGAGUUAGCAAACCAAAUUGCUCAUAUGAAUGUUCAGCAACAACAGCAACUCUAUCCACCUCAAUCACAACACAACAACUUCCAGCCAAGCUCUACAUCUUUCACCAAUACUAGAUUGCAAGAGACACCAAUACUUGGUCCAACUCCUUCGUUGACAUCAUCGCCCAACCUGUCCAACUCUUCACAUGCAUCAUCUCAACAUUCUUCACCGAAACCAGUCAUCACUAACGAACAUGAAGACUCACACGACGACAACACCAUCUCCAAGCCUAGGACUCCUUUAUCUAAUGUGAAUAACCUUGUGACAACACCCAUUCAGUUGUCAUCACCACUUUCUCUUCAAAAUGACAAGCAAUAA
This is a messenger RNA of Naegleria fowleri, 1563 nucleotides long. RefSeq lists its product as uncharacterized. The record is from RefSeq and is a predicted model, not a curated record. Bases 1 to 1563 code for a protein of 520 amino acids. Lineage: Eukaryota; Heterolobosea; Eutetramitea; Acrasida; Naegleriidae. The transcript has 3 exons. Gene Ontology annotation, molecular function: protein binding.